Marmota flaviventris (yellow-bellied marmot) is the source of this 4885-nucleotide messenger RNA. It is a transcript of the gene Hltf, whose product is annotated as helicase like transcription factor. The record is from RefSeq and is a predicted model, not a curated record. Gene Ontology annotation, biological process: DNA repair. Gene Ontology annotation, molecular function: hydrolase activity, acting on acid anhydrides, in phosphorus-containing anhydrides; ATP-dependent activity, acting on DNA; zinc ion binding. Lineage: Eukaryota; Metazoa; Chordata; Mammalia; Rodentia; Sciuridae. Gene Ontology annotation, cellular component: nucleus.
CCGAGGCGGCUCAAGAGCCUUCGCGGGCGCGCAGCGUCCCUCGGGUCACCCCACGCAGCACCAUGUCCUGGAUGUUCAAGAGGGAUCCUGUUUGGAAGUAUUUGCAGACUGUUCAGUAUGGAGUCCAUGGAAAUUUUCCACGCCUCUCAUACCCAACUUUCUUUCCACGUUUUGAAUUCCAAGAUAUUAUCCCUCCAGAUGACUUCCUAACUAGUGAUGAAGAGCUGGAUUCAGUGUUAUUUGGAACUUUGAGAGGUCAUGUAGUUGGACUACGCUAUUACACAGGAGUAGUUAAUAAUAAUGAAAUGGUUGCAUUACAACGAGAGCCUAAUAACCCCUAUGAUAAGAAUGCCAUUAAAGUAAACAAUGUGAAUGGAAAUCAGGUUGGACAUUUAAAGAAAGAUCUGGCAGCUGCUUUGGCCUAUAUCAUGGACAACAAAUUGGCACAAGUGGAAGGGGUAGUUCCUUUUGGUGCAAACAAUGCUUUCACCAUGCCUUUGCAAAUGACUUUUUGGGGAAAAGAAGAAAAUAGAAAAGCUGUUUUAGAUCAAUUGAAGAAACAUGGAUUUAAAUUGGGUCCUGCACCAAAAACUGUGGGAUUCAAUUUGGAAAGUAGUUGGAGCUCUGGAAGAGCUGGACCAAGCUACAGUAUGCCAGUUCAUGCUGCGGUACAGAUGACAGCGGAACAGCUUAAAACAGAAUUUGACAAAUUAUUUGAAGAUUUAAAAGAAGAUGAUAAAACGCAUGAAAUGGAACCAGCUGAGGCUGUUGAAACACCACUGCUUCCUCAUCAGAAACAAGCUCUGUCUUGGAUGAUCUCUCGGGAGAACAGUCAAGAACUCCCUCCAUUCUGGGAGCAGCGGAAUGACUUAUACUACAACACAAUAACAAAUUUUUCUGAGAAAGACCGACCAGAAAAUGUCCAUGGAGGAAUUUUAGCCGAUGAUAUGGGUUUGGGUAAAACUCUUACAGCCAUUGCUGUAAUUCUUACCAACUUCCACGAUGGUAAACCUCUUCCUGUAGAGAGAAUUAAAAAGAAUCAACUGAAGAAGGAAUGUAAGGAAUGUAAUGUUAAAGAUGAGUCUGAGAAACUUGGAGGAAACAGUUCUACUGAAAAAGCAGAUGGGCAAGGCAAAGAAAGAUCUAGAUGUAGUGAAGAACCCAGUAUUUCACAUAUCAAGGAGAAGAAAAAGUGUUCCAUGUCAGAAUUGUCUAGCUCUCGCCCCAAAAGAAGAAAAAUUACUGUCCAGUACGUUGAAAGCAGUGAUUCAGAGGAAAUUGAAGCAAGUGAAUUGCCACAGAAAACGAAAGGCAAACUGAAAAAUAUACAGUCAGAAACUAAAAGCCGGGCAAAAGGAUCUUCCAAGGUCAAAGAAGAUGCAGCCUUUGCAUGUGCACUGACUUCACCUAGCCCUGCAACAAAGAAGAAAACCUUGAAAAGGGGAACAUCUGCAGUGGAGGGUUCAAAGAAAACUGAUGUUGAAGAGAGACCAAGAACAACACUGAUUAUCUGCCCACUUUCUGUGUUGAGCAACUGGAUUGACCAGUUUGGGCAACAUAUAAAAUCAGAGGUGCACUUGAAUUUUUAUGUUUAUUAUGGUCCUGAUCGUAUUAGAGACCCAGCCUUGCUUUCAAAACAGGAUAUUGUUUUGACUACCUACAACAUUUUAACUCAUGACUAUGGAACGAAAGGGGACAGUCCAUUACAUAGCAUAAGAUGGCUAAGAGUGAUCCUGGAUGAAGGCCAUGCCAUUCGAAAUCCAAAUGCUCAGCAGACAAAAGCUGCACUCGAUUUAGAAGCAGAAAGGAGAUGGGUAUUGACAGGAACUCCUAUCCAGAAUUCUUUGAAGGACUUGUGGUCUCUUCUGUCCUUUUUAAAACUUAAACCAUUUAUUGAUAGAGAAUGGUGGCAUAGAACAAUACAGCGUCCCGUCACUAUGGGAGAUGAAGGAGGACUUAGACGUUUACAGUCCCUAAUUAAAAAUAUCACACUUAGAAGAACAAAGACAAGCAAAAUUAAAGGAAAGCCUGUUUUGGAGUUACCAGAACGUAAAGUAUUUAUUCAGCACAUUACACUUUCAGAUGAAGAGAGAAAGAUUUACCAAUCUGUGAAAAAUGAAGGCAAAGCUACUAUUGGAAGGUACUUUAAUGAAGGAACUGUCCUUGCACACUAUGCAGAUGUCCUGGGUCUUCUGCUUAGACUGCGGCAGAUUUGUUGUCACACUCACCUUCUUACAAAUGCAGUGGCUUCCAGUGGCUCCUCAGGAAAUGAUACACCUGAAGAAUUGAGAAAGAAGUUAAUAAGGAAGAUGAAGUUAAUUUUGAGCUCAGGUUCAGAUGAAGAAUGUGCAAUUUGCUUGGAUUCUUUAACAGUUCCUGUGAUAACACAUUGUGCACAUGUGUUUUGUAAACCUUGUAUUUGUCAGGUCAUUCAGAAUGAGCAGCCACAUGCUAAAUGCCCUUUAUGCAGAAAUGAUAUACAUGGAGACAAUUUAUUAGAAUGUCCUCCAGAAGAAUUGGCAUGUGACAGUGAGAAAAAGUCCAAUAUGGAAUGGACGUCCAGUUCAAAGAUUAAUGCUCUAAUGCAUGCUUUGAUUGACUUAAGAAAGAAGAAUCCAAACAUAAAAAGUUUAGUUGUUUCUCAGUUUACAACGUUCCUGUCUCUAAUAGAAACACCACUUAAAGCCUCUGGAUUUGUGUUCACUCGUCUGGAUGGUUCCAUGGCCCAGAAGAAAAGAGCUGAGUCCAUUCAGUGUUUCCAGAACACUGAAGCAGGCUCUCCAACUAUCAUGCUGCUGUCCUUAAAAGCAGGGGGAGUUGGUUUGAAUCUUUGUGCAGCUUCUCGGGUAUUUUUAAUGGAUCCAGCCUGGAAUCCUGCUGCCGAGGACCAAUGCUUUGACAGGUGCCACAGACUUGGCCAGAAGCAAGAAGUUAUCAUCACUAAAUUCAUUGUGAAGGAUUCUGUUGAAGAAAAUAUGCUGAAAAUACAAAACACAAAAAGAGAACUUGCAGCUGGAGCUUUUGGAACAAAAAAAUCGAAUGCUAAUGAAAUGAAACAAGCUAAAAUUAAUGAAAUCCGAACUCUAAUUGAUUUAUAAUUUUUGGGAUUUUAGUAAGGUCAGUUUGAUCAGAUACUAAGUUUUGAAAAUGAGAAACAAUACAGAGAUUUAGGAAUGAGCUCUAGAGUAUGUCUUCUAAAAGGGGCCUAUUUUAUAUUAGUAAAGAGGUAUUACUGACACAUAAUCUCUUAUAUGAACCUAUUUUUAAUGAUACUUCAAAUAGCAAUAAGUUCCGAUACAUACUGUGGCCUAAAAUAAUUUUUUGGAAAAAAGGUUACUUUGUUAUUCAACUUUUCAUAGUAUCUAUGCUGAGUAUUUUCACAUAUCUUCCAAGUACUCAGCUUUUUCAUAUUUCCAAUAAGGUCAAACCUUUUAUACUUUUGACCGGUAAAGACUUAUUUUCUGUGUUGGACACAUUUGGUUAUUCACCAGAACCUCUUGAUUGGUGAUGCGUGGAUCCCCAGUCCUUGUAAAUGAUUAAUAUAUACAUAUAUACAGACUGUAAGAGAUUGAUUUUGACUUUGAAAAACUACAAUUUGCAUUCCAAAACCAAACCUUAAUGAGAGACCAAAGUCCAAGUUGCUUGCCUUUUUUUUUUUUUUACAGCUUCAUUGAGAUAUAAUUCACAUGUGACUUGCAAUUUUAUGUUCAUGAAAAAAUUAGGGACUAUGUUACAAUACUAUUUUCUCCAUUUUUGUCAAUUAGUACUACUUCAUUGUUUAAAUGUAAUUUGAUACACAGGGUGUAAAUACAGUCUGGGGCUGAGAGGGAAGCAGUUUUAUGCAAUUUGAUUUGAAUAUUUAAAUUAUGGAAUUUAAAUAGAUAUUUCUAUAAAUAGUACUUUUUAUUUAUCUAGCCUUUUUUUUUUUUUUGGAAAUAACUAUAAAUUUUUAUAAUUCAGAAGACUACUAUAUGUGAGAGGCGUGAUGUCUGGAUGGAAGUUGGGCUGGAUGAUCUCCAAACUCGUCUCAACUCUUAAAGACAUCUUAAUCCUGAAUGUAAAAAUUUCUUUGUUAUGUGUGUUUAAAAUCAGAAUUUGAUUUUGGAACUUAAGUAAUUCAUCCUUACAUUUUUCUUACUUUUUUACAUUAAUAAGCAAACUCACAGUAGUUGCCACAGAAUUCUAGGUGACUCAAGUCAUUUAAAAUAAAUAAACUAGAGGUUGCGCAGUCAGGUUUACAUAUUCAGUGGUUUUAUUUCCUUAAGGGAUUUUUUUUUUUCAAUCCAAAGAAGAAAUUACCAUAGUUAAGAGAUGCAUCAUGUUUGAUACAGACUUAAGAACACCUACUCUUACUUACAGUGUUAGAGGUGAUUUGAUUGACAGAUGAGAGAUGAGAGCAAUAUGAGGUCACAGGGGACACACCUGAGGUGUGCACCAAUACCUGCCAGCUAAGCCCUCCCCUCCCUGUGUCUAGAGUAGCAAUGGAUCAGCCAGCAAGAAUACCCCCAGUCCCUUUUCUCAGAGGUGAGGCAGAGGACUGACUUCAUCAAGACUGAGAGGAUCUGCUGAGACAGUAGUGGAGUAAUGACUUGGGUUGGUCUGCUAGGAGUCCAGGAAAGUUCCUUACCUGCUAGCUCUAGCAUUACACAAAAUCAGGUGGAUCAGACUCUGAUUAAAUGUGGCAGGUGGGUUGUGUGUGCCAGUACCCCAGCAGAAUCAAGUAUAAAUAAUUCUUAGUGGGGGGGAAUCCCCCAGACUGCUCCUCUUGAUGGUGAAGGCAGAGACAGCGCGGCUUUGCCCACACAGUGAGGAACUAUUUUUUUUUUAAACACAUUCAUAAAUGAUGUUUGGAAAGUCAUUUAAAAAUGUUUUUUGUUUUGUUUUG